AUGCCUACACGCGGCGAGCCAACUGAUGGGAAAUGGUGGAAGAAAAUCACGACGCGGCUGAUGGCCCAAGCGACGAAAGUCAAACACAAUGGCGAGAGCGACAAGCGACAGCAAAGUGCUUCGCCACAGGAUGAAACACUGCAGGCGGCGACAGCGCCGGAUACUAACAGGAUCACACCCUGUGACCCUAUUGUAGAUCGAGAAACGUCGCAUUCUCUUCCGUCUCAAUCUACUCCGAACCCUGUUUAUAGCAAAAGAGUAGAUUCGCUUCGAAACCGACGGGCGCGCAAUCCGGUCGCGACACCAGAAGGCGAAACACCGGAAACGAGCACGUCCGUCGAAAAUCAAACAAGGUUAUAUGCUGCUCUCGCCCAUGCCACCCACGAAGGAGACGAACAAUCGGUACGAAGGCUAUUACUUGAGUCGGGGGUGCGAGUGCUCCCAGGUCCAUCUGAGCCAACCAAAAAUUACGGUAGCUUUCGUUGCACAAUUCAACCCAGCCCUUUGCACGAAGCUAUCUCCAUGGGACACACCAAUCUUGCCAGCCUUUUACUUGAUAGAUUCGUCCUCAGUGGCGACCGGCAUGGUGGGCCAGCCAGCGGAUCUGAAAAGAAGGAGCUAGCCGAGAUGAGAGAUGCGAAAGGGAGGACGCUUCUGGCUACCGCUUGUGUAGCAGGAGAUGCAGAAAUUGUGAAGAAGCUAUUAGAUAUAGGCGCCAAAACCGAAAUCCGCGACAGAAAUGGCCUCACCGCACUUCAUCUAGCAGCCCGCUCCCCCAGACCCUCUCCCUCUGUCGUCAAGUUAUUGAUUGACUAUGGGGCCGAUAAAAAUGCCAAAGAUGACAGUUGGAUAACGCUUUUGCAAGAUGCCGAGAACAACCUGCUACCCGAAGAAGUGGCCAUUCUUCUAAGGCCAGCCGCCUCAUCUCCACGACCGAUGCAGCGCAGGAAAAAGCCGCGGGUUCCUCUUCCCAAGGCGGGUAUGGAACACCGACUAGGGAAUUCGAAUGAUGAAGAUCACAAGAAGCAAGACACAUCGUGGCUAGACGGGGUGUUGAUACGUCACACUGAGCGAGAGGUCUUACCUCCGCAUUAUAAAGCCAGUUAG
Clonostachys solani is the source of this 1107-nucleotide messenger RNA. The record is from the annotation of a GenBank genome assembly. NCBI's taxonomy places the organism in Eukaryota, Fungi, Ascomycota, Sordariomycetes, Hypocreales, Bionectriaceae.